Mesorhabditis belari is the source of this 492-nucleotide messenger RNA. NCBI's taxonomy places the organism in Eukaryota, Metazoa, Nematoda, Chromadorea, Rhabditida, Rhabditidae. The record is from the annotation of a GenBank genome assembly.
AUGGAACCAGCCAUCAAUAUCUCGUUGUUCUGCCAACUUGGCAUGUCAAUGAAUCGUUACUUCGCGAUUUGCUAUGAUGGGAAAUACUUCCACAGAACGAUCAAGCUUUCUUAUCUUCAACUAGUUGUUGCAUUGCUGGCACCCUAUGCUUUCUACCAUGGUAUCGUUUGGUUGACAGCGCUUGCCCCAAUCGUUGCUGCUUACGUAGAAAUAUUUCUCAUCACCCUCUUCAUCUCCAUAUUGGUUUCGCUUGAUUGGAUCACUUUUUACAAACAUCACGGUCGACAAAGCAAAACGCGUAAGCAAGCCGAGAGGCGACUGGCAAUUCAGAUGGUUGGAAACAAUUUCCAAUUUGUUCUCCAUUAUUACUUUGUUAUCUUCGCAAUGGUUUUGAUCGUUCCACUAAAUUGGACUGUUUUCCAAUUCCUAAAUAUGGUCGACAAAUUGAUCAUGAACGCGUUGGCACAGUUUUGGGGAGGGGUGACAAAAUAU